UGCGCCUGGGCACUCGGGCUGGAAGUUGGCGGCGCGAUGGGGAAGGAGCGCUGGAAAACCAUGGGAGGAGCCUCGCAACUUGAGGACGGGCAGCAGGAGAAAUCGCAGAGGAUGAGCUGCGGGUACAUCCUGUGCACCGUCCUGCUCUCGGUGGCCGUCCUCCUGGCGGUGACGGUCACGGGGGCCAUCCUCUUCAUGAACCACUACCACACGCCCGUCACCGAGUCGCCCCCCGUCAUCAGCACCAACCCUGAGGAAGCCAACGCGCUCGUCACCAUCGAGAAAGCCGACAGCUCCCGCAUCAACAUCUUCAUCGACCCCAACUGCCCCGACGCGGCGGGCACCUUCGGGCGCCUGGAGGGGCUGCAGACCUCCCUGCUGCGCGCCGUCACCGACCACGACGCCGAGGCCAAGGCCACCAAGAGCCAGCAGAAAGCCCUGCUGGUCACGGUGGCGGAUGAGGUGGCCAAGCUGCUGACCCACGCCGUGCAGCUGCGCGCCGACUGCGACGGCCUCAAGAAGGGGCACAGCGCCAUGGGGCAGGAGCUCAGCGCCUUGCAGGGAGAGCAGGGCAGGCUCAUCCAGCUGCUCUCGGAGAGCCAGACCAACAUGGCUCGGCUGGUGAGCUCCGUCAGCGACGUCCUGGACACGCUGCAGAAGGAACGUGGUGGUGCCCGGCCCCGGCUCAAGGCCGACCUGCAGCGAGCGCCGGCCAGGGGAGCGCGGCCCCGGGGCUGCUCCAACGGCUCCCGGCCCCGAGACUGCUUUGACAUCUACGCGAGCGGACAGCAAGAGGAUGGGAUUUACUCCAUCUUCCCCACACACUAUCCCUCCGGCUUCCAGGUCUACUGCGACAUGACGACCGACGGGGGUGGCUGGACGGUGUUUCAGCGGCGGGAGGACGGCUCCGUGAACUUUUUCCGCGGCUGGGAAGCCUACCGGGACGGCUUCGGGAAGCUGACAGGAGAGCACUGGUUAGGGCUGAAGCGGAUCCACGUGCUGACGGUGCAGGGCAGCUACGAGCUCCGCAUCGACCUGGAGGACUUCGACAACGGCACCGCCUUCGCCCACUACGGCAGCUUCGGCGUGGGGCUCUUCUCCGUCGACCCCGAGGAGGACGGGUACCCUGUCUCCGUCGCCGACUACUCGGGGACGGCAGGCGACUCCUUCCUGAAGCACAACGGGAUGAAGUUCACCACCAAGGACCUGGACAACGACCACUCGGAGAACAACUGCGCAGCUUUCUACCACGGCGCUUGGUGGUACCGCAACUGCCACACCUCCAACCUCAACGGGCAGUACCUCAAGGGCCACCACAGCUCCUACGCUGAUGGCAUCGAGUGGUCCUCCUGGACCGGCUGGCAGUACUCCCUCAAGUUCACCGAGAUGAAGAUCCGGCCUGUCCGAGAGGAGAAUUAGCUGGAUGGCAUGAGCACCCCCUCCACAUCCUGUGCCCAGCCCCCCGCUCUUCCCCACCACCCCCCAGCUGCCAUCCUCCUCAUCCUCCCCGAGGGCUGGCCUAUCUUUGAGGGGCCCCUGAGGAGCACUUGCCCCUGGCGAGGGUGACUUUAGCUCCUGGGCACCCAUGGACGUCACUGGACCUUCGCUUCCUACUGCCGUGGCUCCCCUGCAGCCAAAACAGGUCUCCUGGCCAGAGCGUGACCCACGGCUGGUGCUUAUGGCUGCGGCAGAGAGGGCAGCAGAAUGAGGGGAUUUGGGGAGCCCAGUGGGGUCCAGCAAGGAGGAGAAGGGACUGCCUGGAGAGAGGGAGGGAGGCAGGGAUGCAGCAGCCCGGGCAGGCUGAGCACCUUCGCUCACCUCUGCUUUGGGCACAGACACCCAGCAGCAGCCUGGCCAAGCUGUCAAGGGACUGGGGGACACUUGCUGUGGGACCCGCCCCCCCCGAGCUUUGCAGAGCCCCUGGGACAGGGAUGGGGCUGCUGCUCCACGGUUCUGGCUCACCCCGUGGUGCUCCUGGGGAUGGGGAGGGCUCGGCUGGUUGCAGCCCAUGCAGACCCCUGACCUUGCAAGCAAUUCCUUCUCCGGUCUGCAGAAAUCUCGCCUCUCCCCCUGCAAGAGCAAUGCAGCUGGAAAGAGACAACUAUAAAAUCAUUUAUCCCCGUUGUCCCUGUCCUGGCUCCUGGAGCCUCCCGGGAGGUUGAGACACCCCAAAGCAAGCCGACGCGGUGCUGCAAAAACACCCCCCCCCCAGAACUGAGCACGGUACGGAGCUGUUUUGGCAACGCUGGGGAAAGGGGGAGCACAGCAAGGAGGAGGAGGAGGUGAGGAAGGCUCGCUUCCUGGUACAGCUCUGCCUGCAUUUCCCAUCUCCUCCCUCCCAAACAGACCCACUCAGAUUCACAUCGGACUUUUCCCAAAAUCCUGGGCUUUGGACAGCACACCCGCGUGCCCCCAAGCGAGCGCCCUCCGCUCGCUCCCAGCCUGGGGACCCGCAUGCAUCUUCACUUGGGAUGAGCUGCACUCUGGCUCGACACCUGCAGAUAUUCAAAGCCUUUCAUUUCUUCAAAUCCCAUUAAGGUUUUGCAAAAAGAAGCCCCGAGUGGGGCUUAGCAUCUGCAGGGCCCAGAUAACUGGGCAGCAGGCGAUGCCUCGUGCCAGCCGAACGAAGGACGAGCUGCCACCGGGGCGUGGGGCUGACCUCUCCCUGUAGCUCCCUUGAAGGACUCAAAUGAGGGAUUUUGUCCAAAAAAAAACCCAAACCGAGCCCGAGUGGGAUGUGUAGAAACAGGGAGGGGGACAGCCUGGACGCUGCCACCCUUUAUAUGAUUUUCUGCCUGUGCUACAGCAGCAGUGGGGAGCAGAGUCCCCGCGCCAGGCCCUGGCCCCAAGAAACACCGUUGGAUAGACAGACUGCCCAAGGAGGGGAGGAAAGCUCCUGCCAUCCCCGUUUCCAGGAGGCUUAAGGCAUGGGGAGAUCAAAGGCUCAUCUUGCUGGCUGUGGCAGAUUUUACUUCCCUGUGUGCUUCUCCUUUUUUUAAGCCUGCCCCACCUUGGACCCUGUGCAGGAUGCGCCCUUUUGUGUGCUGGGUGAGUCCCUGUCCGUCUGUCCUGCUGGGGAAGCGAGGACAAAAAACGCAUCAGGAAUCACCGCAGCUUUCCCCACUGCCAGAGACAUUCCUCAGAGCCCUCGGGUGAGGAUGGGCUCCGAGCACAGGCACCAGCUCUACCAGCUCCAUCCCUGCCCAGAGCAGCUGGCCAGGCUGCAUUUUUCAAGUGAUGGGAUUUAGGGGAGCUCGGCGGUGGCAUUUCCCAGCCAGCACAAGAACAGGAGCCCCUGGCAGCUCCCGAGGGGCUUUCAGUGUCCCACCAAACCCCUCUGGAAAGGGUCCCAUGCAGGCAGGGAGCACGACGCCUGUCUUUACUUUUUGUUCAUUUAUUUCAGUGGAUUAGCUGUGGCUGAGUUUUCUAGCACUCACCUCCAGGACAAGAAGGCACAUGGAGCCACAUGCCCCAGGCGGGAAGGCUCGUCCCCUCCCUGGAUCCCUUCACUGGUGUUUUUCCCGUGCUGGGGAGGGGACACUUGUCAGUAGCACACCCUUGUGUAACUGCCCGUGUCACCCAGGACUCCCUAAUGACUUGGUUUUGGCAUGCGUGAGAGGUAUUUAAUCCAUGCCGAGAUGCAGGAUUUCCCAGGAUUAUUCCCGAGAGCGCACGCAUCUCUCCGUGGCCCCAGAUUAGGCUCAACCCGUCCGUGGUGACACCUCUGGAGAGGGGUGGGAAGGGACGGCUGGGGGGGUCCGGGACCUGGCCACGUACCUUCCCGGCGAAGCCCUGGGCUGGGUCGUGCUGUGUAGCAGUGCCGUGAAGUCUAGGUCGUGUGUGAGUGGUGUCCAACGCUGUACAUGUGGACUUUCUAAACUCCUUAAUAAAAGGAACUUCAUCGUU
Molecule: messenger RNA, 3906 nt
Organism: Tyto alba (common barn owl)
Lineage: Eukaryota; Metazoa; Chordata; Aves; Strigiformes; Tytonidae
Gene: FIBCD1
Product: fibrinogen C domain containing 1
Exons: 7
Coding region: 37-1419 (460 amino acids)
Source: RefSeq, a predicted model, not a curated record